Geodia barretti is the source of this 3269-nucleotide messenger RNA. NCBI's taxonomy places the organism in Eukaryota, Metazoa, Porifera, Demospongiae, Tetractinellida, Geodiidae. The record is from the annotation of a GenBank genome assembly.
GAUCGAUCGCCCGCUCCGCGGUAAAACCGGUAAGACCUAAUCGGGCAAUAAAGCUGCAUUAUCUGCAGCACCGGAUCAGAUUCGUGAAGUUAAUGUCGGCCGACGGCCACUGACUCUCGCACUAGCACUGCUGCAACGUUUCACUAAAAAGAGUAGUACAGGUAGAACUCUAGGACAUAGUAGAAAUCGACCGGGAAGGACUCGGCGAAUUAUGGCGACAGAAUUCAGAAACUUGCUGCUGAAGAUCUCCAAGCAGCUCAAGAAACACGAUGUGGAGGCCAUCGUAUCGGCCGCUCGACUCCCGCGCGAGAUGCGGGAGCAAUCGGCGGAGACGGUACUGACCAAAGUCGGCGGGAACGGCGAUCUCUCAGUCGCUAACAUAGACGCAGUCAUCGACGUGAUGAGACAAAUCGGAAAGAGCGAUCUGUACAAGGAGGUGAAGAUGUUCAAGAAGAAAUCACGGAAGAAGCUCAUGGACGGCACGAGCCAGCCAGCGCCGCCGGCGACGACUGGCGAAACGGGCUCCGAGAAUAACUUCGACGUGGCCGAAAGAGAGGCGUUCCAGUUACUCAACACCUUGGAGAAGCUUGAAGGUGCCGAGGUAGUAGUCGGCGUAGACAGAAUCAAAGAACUUCAUUCAGAAGCAAAGGAACUGGCCGAGAAUCUACUCCGAGUAGUCCGCCGCGCGAACGUCCUCUCGCGGGCGGCAGAUCCGCGCAGCAGCCCCCCGUCGCUUACCUCGUCCGCCGAGUGUUCGGACGUCGUAGCGGAGGCUUCUCCGCCAGAAGCAUCCACGGCAGGGUUCAGGGAGCGACUGACGCGUAGACUGCAGGGCAGCAACAGGUCGAAAGUCUCCAAGGAGAGGACGCCGUCGCCGAAAUCACAGCGAAAGCUGAAGAGAAGUCAGACGGACGUGGCCAUUGGAGCCGUCAAGACGCAUCCCUCAACCUCCACUCUGCGGCUAUCCCCACCUUCCCGCCCCGCCGCUGGCUCUGACUCUGAGGACGACGACUACCACGAAUACACACAGCCUGACUGGCCUGCGGGCUCGCCAGUGGGGGCUGUUGUACAUACCCUGCCCCAGCAGGUACCGCAGAGAAAGCAUGCUAAGACGCUCCCUCGGGGCCCCAUCUCCUCCGGAAGCAGUUUUGGGAAGAAAGACACCACAGUCCUCGCUACCCUUCCCAGAAAGAACAGCAAGAACGGUGUUGGACCAGACCAGGUUCCCCUGCCUCCCCAGGAGCGCCCGCCACAGGACCUCUCUGAUAGCGACCUUGACUACGACGAUGUAAUCGGAGUCCUUGACAUGUACAACUCAGAGAAGGUCAACGGGAGCACGCCACGCAGCAAGCCACGGUCUUUACACCCCGAAGGAUUUAGAGGAAACAUCACACGCAACGAACCAUCUCCCACCUGUAGUACACCGAGCAGUGAAGUUGCCAGUCCGCCACCCACCCUACCCAAGCCCAAUUUAAAAACGCUCGCCGGAAAGGGAGCUGUUUCUCCAAACAUCACUCCUGCCAUCCCAAUCCGUGGAAGCUCACUGAAGUCGGGCCAACAAGCCACCACAGCACCCACAGGCUCUACUCACACCUCCAGAUCUCUCCAAUCCAGCCUACCACAACCCUCUCGCUCUGAAACAACCACCCCUAACCAACCCAUGGUGGAUAUUCAGCAGGCCCUGAAGUUGAAGCAGAUGACGGGAAGUCCACAGAGCUUUGGCAGUAGUGUCGGAGGUGGGAGCGAUCGUGUGUCCCCGCACCCUGUCAGCCUCGCAAAGGCACUCGAAAUGUCAACCAGCGCUGGCUUCAACUCUGAGUGCAACGACUCGUGCAACUGUACCGGGGACAGCGGUUUUGAUGAGUUCACGCCAGUGGCCGCCGCAUGGAACAAGAGCGUGCCACCACCACCUCUGCGACCAAAACCAAAGACUUCGAAGCAACACGCAGAGCAGCAGCAACAGAGCUAUACGAACAUCACCAUUCUCAGCCCCACCUCCCCACCGUCACCUCCUCACCACACCUCCAUAUCGCACCUGGCACCUACCUACGGCUCCAACAACACGACCCCCUCCCCACCCACAACUGAUCACACCACGAUAUCGCCCAUGGGCCCCAUGUACAACACCAUCACCAUUGAAGAGCAGAGUCAAGAUUCAGGACCAGAGGACGAUAACUGCCCGGACUACGUGAAUGUAAAGCAGUACGUAGAGCCCACAUGAUGACACAGUCUCCCCAGACCUCUAUUGCUGCUAUCACCCCCACCCUACAAACACAAUUCACCUCUCACCAUUUAGUGUGUGUGUGUGUGUGUGUGUGUGUGAAAUCUGCCUACUAAACCACCCCUCAUGCACUGCCGCUGCCAUGCCUGUGUAUUAUACACUGUGUGUAUUGCAUUUUUCCGUGUGUCCCAUAUUUCCUUAUGACUGAGUUAAGGAAGUCAAUAUUCAUCAUUGUCAUCACUUGCAUGGCAUACAAAACCUUCACCAGUUGAUACAGUUUGUGAUCAUUUUGUGUCCAUUUGUGUCUGAAAACAGCUCCCUAAAUUAUUAUCUUUGUGUCCCUCUCUUCAUCUCUUCUUCAGCCAUAAUAUUAUUUCCCCCCAUUUGAAAACCACUGCUGUCUACAGUUCAGGGUGCGGUAGACUCGUAGCUCCAGGGAUGACUGGCCAAUGAGACUAACACACAGCCCCUUCUUCAGUCUGGAAUCUCUUGGAUAAGGUUACUUCAGCAGGAGCAGCAUAUGGACCAAUGGCCUGUGGUAGAGAGGAAUGGACUGACCUUAGAUUUGAGCUUGGAGAGUUGUAUGUAUAGUGCAAAACAACUGAGCUGGAGCAUGUAGAGUGACUUGACCACAUCCCUUGUGGUGCAUCUCUUUGGGGUGAUUAGUGUUUAAUUGCUCCAACUGGACCUAUUAUUAUUGCAAAAGAAGAAACCUGCCAGGGCAGCUUUUAAGGCUAGUUCACCACAUACUCUCCAAAAAGAGGACCACAUUUUGGAGUGACCUCAUUUUACCCACUAUUAGGUUACCUUAAAUGCCCAUAAUUCAUCCACAAUUAAGCCUAGAUCCAAUUUAAUAAGAAAAAACACAAACACAGCCAGAGCCUCAGCUUCCCUGACACCUGUUCCUUCACAAGGCAUGCAAUUACACAUCUCAUCUGCAGAGUGAGGCAUGCAGUACUAGUCACAUGGAGGCACUCCUAACCCACCACAGGACCAUUUUUGUACAGAGUCUGGUGCAAGACACUGCAGGAAGCACCUUCAACGUGUU